AUUGUGUCGAGGUUCUAGAUGCAUUCCCAGCGAUCGGCAACUACAUGAUUGGAAUAUGCCGGAACCCAGUGGAGGGGCUUGCAGUGGUCUGUGUGAUAGCGCUGCAGCUAAGUGGUUCAUCUCGCUACACAAAUACUCCCCAUUGGGCCAGACCUUGUUGGUUAUUAGCAUUCGAACCAGGUGUUUGUCUGAUACUGGAACACAGAUCGAUAGAUCAUUGAUCGUCCGAGUAAUCUCAGCCUUGCUUUGCCCGAUGUGUGAAACAGAACUUCUAUACGACACAUUAGCAUGGUUAAGAGAUAUUUAGACCACCCAUUCGUGCUACUUGAUUCUGCGAUGUGAACCUUAUUUCCUUGGUUUUCAUUGAUUCUCCACCGACUAUAAAAUAAGUAAUUCAUGUGUUCUGCCCAAAGCAUGCCCCCCAAUGAAAGAAGAGCUGAACAAGUGACGACGGAACAAUUGAAUGGUUUCUGGCAAAGUCUGUGGACCGCUG
This is a messenger RNA of Aspergillus novofumigatus IBT 16806, 493 nucleotides long. RefSeq lists its product as uncharacterized. The record is from RefSeq and is a predicted model, not a curated record. NCBI's taxonomy places the organism in Eukaryota, Fungi, Ascomycota, Eurotiomycetes, Eurotiales, Aspergillaceae. The transcript is spliced from 2 exons. Bases 56 to 307 code for a protein of 83 amino acids.